This is a messenger RNA of Bolinopsis microptera, 981 nucleotides long. Its product is annotated as nociceptin receptor-like. Gene Ontology annotation, molecular function: G protein-coupled receptor activity. Lineage: Eukaryota; Metazoa; Ctenophora; Tentaculata; Lobata; Bolinopsidae. Gene Ontology annotation, cellular component: membrane. Bases 1 to 981 code for a protein of 326 amino acids. Gene Ontology annotation, biological process: G protein-coupled receptor signaling pathway. The transcript has a single exon. The record is from RefSeq and is a predicted model, not a curated record.
AUGAAGUUUGUCCCACUAUUUGUCGGUACUUCGCUAGACCCGGAUCUUAAUACUGAUCUACAUACCAUUUUCAUGGUGCCCCUUUUACUUUGGUACGUGCUUAGUACACUUUACGCGCUAAUCGUGCUGUUUGGUUUCCUUGGAAACUUGAUGGUGCUUCACGCAUUCCCUAAGCGGGGUGUUUUGGAACAUAAGAAGGUACAAUAUGUACUCACGGUCAGUUUAGCCGCAACUGACAUUCUGGUUUUGCUGGUGCAUGGUGUUCCGACAAUGGGGGUUUUCUUUGCUGAUAAAUGGCCCUUUGGGGGUGAACUUUGUCACGUGAUAGCACUGAUAAAGCACACAGUUUUCUACAUGAAGCUUUUCUCGGUGAUUCUGCUCUGCUUACACAAAGCAUUUACAAUGUGCUUUCCUUUCAGAGGUAUGGUAAUGACAAAAAGAAGCUCCAUCAAGACGGUAAUAGCUUUACUGCCUCUCUCACUUCUCCUCAACACAAUAGGAUUAAUGGGAAGUGACCAAACAGCCUUCUCUGGCCUGUCCUGCAAUGCUGAGAUCUACCUGAAGAAGGCACUGAAUUGGGAGGGAUACGCGCUUCUCUCAUUCCUUGGUGUGAUUAUUUCUAUUCUUCUUGCCUCACUGGUGAUAAUAAGCCAUAUAGCACGAGGUAUGAGGGCAAGGAGACAAGAACGUGAGGUGCACUUCCAACGUCCACAUAUAUCUCGGAGAAGACGCUUCAUUAACUUUCUGCGGAGGAACAAGACGGUGGCUAGCGUGGUGAUUGUUGCUGUGAUCUUCAUCAUCACUAUGAUUCCCCUGUCUUUGGAUCAUCUUUUGGAGAGGCUCAAUGUGCCAACAAAUCCGGGAAUGAUAAUUUUUGGAGAGAUCUUUGCAAUGGUCGGCGUGGCUUCAAGCCCCGUUAUUUACGCAGCAGUAAAUCUUCCUUUUCUCCAGUACUAUCAAGAAGGCUUGUGGUGUCUCUAA